GCCUCUUCCAUACGCCGGUCCUUUCUGUCUUUUAAUGGAGCAACGCACUGCUCUUAUCACUCUUAUCAAUAAUGCUCUUGCUGCCAUCGAUUGACAAUAUGUUUCGUUGAUAAGUGCGACAUUGCAUUACAAUCACAUCCAAUAUUUAUAGAUUGAGAUCAUGGAGUGACCCAAAUAAACGAAAUGUUCACAUCUUUAAACAAAUCAUUAAACGAUUUUCCAGUGCUGAGUCAUUUGGUUACCUAUAUAUUACACUAGUGAAAUCUGAGAGAUUCUAUAUACCAUCGAAUGGCACCAAUAAUAGGACGCAAAACAAAUCUCUAUAUUGCAGCAUUCACAGCGAACAUAGCGUUCUCGUCAUGCGGCUGCUGCCUGGCGUGGACAUCGCCGACUCUGCCCCCCCUGAUGGCGCCCGAGUCGUGGCUGUUGGUCAGCGUGGAGCAGUCAUCGUGGGUUGGCUCGCUGAUCGCUGUCGGCGGCUGCGUCGGACCCCUGAUGGCCGGUCGCCUCCUAGACCUCAUCGGUCGCAAGUCCAGCCUGCUCUGCAACAUGCUUCUGCUACUUGUUGCAUGGGCCGUACUCAUGGCGGCGCAGCAUGUCUGGAUGCUCUACCUCGGCCGAUUACUCACCGGCGUCGCUGUCGGCCUCAUAUUUAUGGCUGUGCCCCUCUACAUCGCCGAGAUUACUGAGGACGAAGACCGCGAAGCCUUGUGUGCUUUGAACGAACUAUUCCUUGCCGCCGGCUUCCUAACAGCCUACGCCGCUGGGUCGUACCUCUCCUAUCACAACCUGAUAUUCGUCUGCAUUGUGAUGCCUGUCGUCUUCCUGCUCAUAUUCCUGUGGAUGCCAGAGUCACCCCACUACUUGCUAGCCAAAGGCAAACGACAGGAGACCAUCAGAAUCCUGCAGUGGCUGAGGGGUGGCCUACCAGAGGACUGUAUCGAGAAGGAGCUCAUUGAAAUACAAGCGCUGCUAGACAGCUCAGCCAACCAACUGACGCUGCGCGGCAUUUGCGAGUCGCGCGGCGGACUGCGCGCUCUCUACCUGACAUGCGCACUCAUCUUCAUCCAGCAGUUCUCAGGCAUCAAUGCAGUGCAGUUCUACACGCAGCAGAUAUUCGCGCGCGCCACUGAGGUGUUGUCACCGUCGCUGUCAUGUGUGCUACUAGGCGUAGUCCAGGCUGUGUCGGCCGUCUUCACGCCUCCCAUAGUCAAGUACCUCGGCCUCAAGGUGCCGCUCAUCGUGUCGGGCGCCGGCGUUUCUGUGUCGCAUUUUAUGCUGGGAUUGUACUAUUACUUGGACAAUUGCGGGUACAAUGUUGACAGCAUACAAUGGCUUCCGGUGUUGAGUCUUCUCUCCUUCACAUUCUUCUUCUGUUUCGGAUUUGGUCCACUACCCUGGGCAACAAUGGGCGAAAUGUUUCCUCCCAACAUGAAAGCAAUGUCAUCGGCGUUUGUCACCUCGUUCUGUUUCAUGCUGAUGUUUGUGAUAACGAAAUUCUUCUCCAACUUCUCGUCAAUGUUGGGCAGUCAUUCGUCAUUUUGGCUUUUCUCGUUGCUCUGUGCACUUGGAACGGUUUUCACCUAUUUCUAUCUGCCCAACACCAAGGGAAUGUCGCUGCAAGACAUACAGGAUUUGCUAAAUGACAGGUACAAGACCACUAGUGACCCUGUCGACGAGAAAGGAAAACUCUAUAAUAUUGCUCCUGUAUGCAUUGAGCAGAAUUUGGAGAAUGCGGAUCACUUGCAUAAUACAAUACAUGUUCUGGUUUAAUUGGAAAAAUACUCAUUAUCUAGACUUGGAAUUUCAACGAUGAUACAAAUUACAAUGAUAAUAUACUUUUUCAUUUAAAUUCAAUAUUGAUGAUUAACUGUAUAGACGUUUAGUGAUAUUGUAAAAUUCAAUAUUUGAAUAAAGAUGUGAGUGAUACAUUUCAGGUUUUAAAUUGUUGAUAUUAAACAUUGUUCUAUUGU
Molecule: messenger RNA, 1973 nt
Organism: Nilaparvata lugens (brown planthopper)
Lineage: Eukaryota; Metazoa; Arthropoda; Insecta; Hemiptera; Delphacidae
Product: facilitated trehalose transporter Tret1
Exons: 7
Coding region: 289-1773 (494 amino acids)
Biological process (GO): transmembrane transport
Cellular component (GO): membrane
Molecular function (GO): transmembrane transporter activity
Source: RefSeq, a predicted model, not a curated record